AUGUCUUCUCCCGUCGACAACUCCGUCUUCCUCUCCCUCGCCCCCACCACCUCGUCCUCCUACCCCUUCAGACAGCAGCAGCAGGCCGCCGCCGCCGUCACCGCCACCACCACCACCGAGCCGGCGCCCCUCAAACGCCGCACCUCGAGCAUGAGCAGCGACGGCAGCAACGGCCUCCGCUUCCUCAAGCUCGGUCCCGUCCACUACGGCGAGCACCCCGACGAGCACAAGUCUGACUGGCACCCUGCUCUUCUCGGCUAG
This is a messenger RNA of Colletotrichum lupini, 261 nucleotides long. RefSeq lists its product as uncharacterized. NCBI's taxonomy places the organism in Eukaryota, Fungi, Ascomycota, Sordariomycetes, Glomerellales, Glomerellaceae. The transcript has a single exon. The coding region runs from base 1 to 261 and encodes 86 amino acids. The record is from RefSeq and is a predicted model, not a curated record.